Molecule: messenger RNA, 3187 nt
Organism: Anoplopoma fimbria (sablefish)
Lineage: Eukaryota; Metazoa; Chordata; Actinopteri; Perciformes; Anoplopomatidae
Gene: gzf1
Product: GDNF-inducible zinc finger protein 1
Exons: 8
Coding region: 73-2556 (827 amino acids)
Biological process (GO): regulation of transcription by RNA polymerase II
Cellular component (GO): nucleus
Molecular function (GO): protein binding; DNA-binding transcription factor activity, RNA polymerase II-specific; RNA polymerase II cis-regulatory region sequence-specific DNA binding
Source: RefSeq, a predicted model, not a curated record
CCCGGAAGUAGCUUCCGCUGUGGAGAGCAUUUGUGAAGCUGCCAUUUUACCAAGCUUACGCACAAAUGAGUCAUGGGGGUCAAAGUGGUCCAGCUCACCUCCAGGUCCCACCAUGAGAACAUCCUGGCCUCUCUGCACCAGCUGAGGCUGCAGGGACAGCUGAAUGACGUCACUGUGCAGGUGGACUACCAGGGAGACAUGCAGGAGUUUCAGGCCCAUCAGUUGGUGCUCGCAGCCUCCAGCGGCUACUUCAAGAAGAUACUUCUCUCUCAGGAUGCUGCAAAAGACAAAGUAUUGCUCUCCAACAUGCACUGGAGCGACUUCUCCAAGUUUUUGGAAUUCGUGUACACGGGUAAAGUUGAGGUGGUCAGAGACAAGGUUGGCGAUGUUCAAGCAGUCGCACAGCUUCUGGACUGUGAGGAUCUAUCUGAGGUUUGUGGCGAGGCCAUGAGUGCUGGAAUCCUACAAAAACCUACAAAGAAAAAAGCUGCAUCAAAAGUUGCGGAUAAAGGCGAUUUACAUGGUGCAAAGAAACUAAAAGGGACUAAAGGGAAGAAGCAGCCCAAAAAAGUAUCUCUUAAGCGGCGGCUCUCUCCACAGAGCUCUGAGAAAGAGGUCAUUCCUAAAAGAUUUAAGGCAAAGAACGCAGUGAAUGAUGAAAAACGACAAGGGAGAGGCCUAAAUCUGAGGCUGGCUGGCCGUAAAGUCAUUCAGAGGCGUUUGAAUACUAAAAGGGGGCUUAACCAUAACAACGAAAACCAAGCAACCAAUGAGGACACGGACGAGAAUGAGGACAGGACGGACGGCGAGGCUGUGGCAGAGAAAGGAAACAAGGCGUCGGUUGUAAUGCCAGUAUCUGAUGAGGAGGAUUGGGAAUGCGAUCCUGAAGACUCCUUUUUGUUAGCUCUGGAGGAGGACGACGAGGAGGAGGACGAGGAGGACGAGGAGGAGGAGGGAAAGGCCAAGCAGACACUAAAAAGUACCUCCAAGGCCCAGUUCCAGUGUAACAAGUGCCAAAGGACCUUCCACUAUGAGAGAAGCUACUUGAAGCACAUCAGUACGUACCACGGAGUGAAAGCAGACGUCAUCUAUCGCUGUGAGAUCUGCCAGCAGACCUUCGCCAACCGCAGCAACCUGAAGAUCCACGAAAAGCACGUCCACAGCAGCGAGAGGCUGUUCUCCUGUGAAAUCUGUGCAAAGACCUUCAAACGGAAGAAGGAUGUUGUCCGCCAUCAAAGACAGGUACACGAACGCAACAACAUGCGACAUGUCUGCCCCAACUGUGGGAAGGCGCUCAGCUCCAAAACUGCCCUGUUGUUGCAUGAGAGGACUCACACGGGGGCAAAGCCUUAUGAGUGCACCGACUGCGGGGCCCGGUUUACCCAGAACUCUGCCCUCAAGAUGCACCGCAGGACUCACACAGGAGAGAAGCCAUUUGCAUGUGACGAGUGUGAAGCCCGCUUCACUCAGAAGCACAUGUUGGCCUAUCAUAAGCGAUCACACACAGGUGAGAAACCCUUCAUGUGUGAGGCCUGCGGGAAAAGCUUUGCAUCCAAAGAAUACCUGAGACACCACUCCAACAUCCACACCGGGUCCAAGCCGUACAAGUGUGAACAGUGUGGCCGAGGCUUCGCUCAGAGGAAUUCCCUCCACCAGCACUUAAAGAUACACACAGGUGAGCGUCCGUACAGCUGUAAAGACUGCGACAAGCAGUUCACGCAGCUCAACGCCCUCCAGAGGCACCAGCGCAUUCACACGGGAGAGAAGCCAUACAUGUGUGGUCUUUGUAGACGCACCUUCACUGACAAGUCCACCCUUCGCAGGCACACUAUGAUUCAUGACUCAGACGCUCCCUGGAAAACCUACCUCGUGGUGCUGGAGGGAAACGUAGAAGACAAGAAACCCAAAACUCCCCCGAAGGGAAAGACAGAAAGAGCAGGAGCAAAGGAGAAGAAGAGCACGGCUAGAAAGAGUACCGCUGGUACCGGUACUGGUACUGCUGACGAUCAGGAUAGAACCGACACCGACUCCUUCGUGGCGACGUCUGAACCAGUCACCCUCCCGUCUGAAUGGACCAGUCAGGGGGCCAUCGCUCUGGUCAGCCACGGCGCCCUGGGCGGGAUCACCGUCAUCCACACCGAGAUGCCGGCGGGGACUCAGAUCCAGCCCAUCAUGACCACAGACAGCACUGGGGCCAGCGUCAUCUCCCUGGAUGGAUCCUCCAUCCCUUUCACGAUACCAGUGUCCAUGGCUCACGCUCUCCCCCUGUGCUCCUCCACCUCCUCCUCCACCUCUCUCUCCUUACCCACUCUCUCCAUUCCCGUGUCUGGCGGCACGUUGGCGUCCAUCACCGACAUCCAAACCAUUUCCACGUCGUCCGUCCUGGAAGCCGCUGCCUCGCAGACCAUUUUGGCUCCCGUUUCGGAGACUAAGGCCGCUUCCGAGGGGGCUAUUCUGCAGCCUGAUAUUCAGACUGUGGUUGUCGGUGACCAUGUUUGUGGAACAGAACGAACAGCGACGGUCCCAUGUGAUGAAGAGCAGAGGACAGCUGAUUGACCACUAAGGCGAAUCUGAAAUGCCGUGUAGAAAAUGCAUGUGAAUAGAGAGAAUUUAAUCAGGGUUUGGGGGAUUUAAAAUCCUAUCAACCCGGCUUUUCAUGUUAUAUCAUGUAUAUACUUUGGCAUUAGCAGCGUGUAUGUGAAUGUGUGGUCAUCAUUAUGAUCUAUAGUCCAACACACUUGGAUGUGAUAUUCAGUGUUUGUCACACUCCUUUUGAAUAUGAAGGUAUUCAUUAAAAAACCCUUAAAUCACAUGUUUUAUGUGAUGAAUCAAAAAUACGAUUACGGUAUUGGUCUGAUUUAAAUAAAUAAUACUGCACAAAUCAUAUUGAGCAUAAAUGUUAAAUCAUUAAAGAUGCUGCCAAACAUCACAUCAGGUUCCACACGUUACCCAAUCAAUUUAAUAGCAGACAUAUGUUCCCCCUUUAAUAAGUGUUGCAGGAGUUUGAUGUUCAGUAGGAUGAGCUGGGAACCUUGGCGGCUGUACAGCAGCCCCUCUGAGAAUCCUCAAGUACCUUUCCGUACACCUUUGGAAUAACAGCGUACUCUUUGCAACUCUGCUGAUGAUUUAUGCUGGUCUGAAUGUAAAUGAAGUUGUGUAAAUCCUUCAAGAAUUCUGGCACCAUCUG